Molecule: messenger RNA, 312 nt
Organism: Dentiscutata erythropus
Lineage: Eukaryota; Fungi; Glomeromycota; Glomeromycetes; Diversisporales; Gigasporaceae
Source: the annotation of a GenBank genome assembly
AUGGUGUUAAGUAAGCCUAAUCAAUUAAAACAAUCUUGCGGAACCCUAUCAUCAUAUACCUGGACAUGUAUGGUUUUGAAUUUCCUUCAAAUGUGUUAUCCUCCAAUAUUACCAGUAUUAAAAGUUGAUAGAAAAAAUGAAGAUGAAGAUAUUGAUUUGUUGAAAGUUGGCUACAAAAAUAAUGAAUCAAUUGCUACUGCUGCAAAUUGUAUUAUUCAAGCUGCUUGUAUGGCAAUUAAGCAAAAUAAUAUCAUAUCUGCUCUUAGCGAACUCAUACCAGAUUUUGCCAAAUGUUUAGCUUGUAAUGCUUGA